Molecule: messenger RNA, 279 nt
Organism: Naegleria lovaniensis
Lineage: Eukaryota; Heterolobosea; Eutetramitea; Acrasida; Naegleriidae
Exons: 2
Coding region: 1-279 (92 amino acids)
Biological process (GO): mRNA splicing, via spliceosome; spliceosomal snRNP assembly
Cellular component (GO): U2 snRNP; U5 snRNP; U4 snRNP
Molecular function (GO): RNA binding
Source: RefSeq, a predicted model, not a curated record
AUGCACCGCAAACAAAAGAUGAUGACCCAGCCAAUUACUCAAGUAUUUGAGUACUUGAAGCAGGGUUGCAGAAUUCAAGUUUGGCUGUACGAAAAUACGGAUUUACGGAUAGAAGGAAAUAUUCUUGGUUUUGAUGAAUAUAUGAAUGUUGUACUAGAUGAUACAGAUGAAGUUUAUGUUAAAAAAUCACAACGAAAACGAGUUGGAAGAAUAUUAUUAAAAGGAGACAAUAUUUCUCUCAUUAGAGACAUCACCAACGUCAAUGUAGAACAUCAAUAG